UGUUUUUUUCAACCCGAAGCAGAUUUAUAGUCUGGUUUCCUGUCAGAUCUUUGCAUUUUCCUUCUCCGCCCCUCCCAGUCUCUGACACACUUUUUCUUACUUUCUGUGUGGCUCUUUGCUCGUUCUGCCACCAGUGCCCCAGCCUCUUUCAUUCCUGAUUCUCCCGAAACUUCUCUACUUUGGGGGCCAGGGGUGUUUCACUCCUUGAGUUUCCUUUACUUACCAACAGCUGCAGAGCACAAAUAACCUCUCCAAGACUCUGGAGGGACACUGACAAUUGCAUGGAGACAACGUAGAGAGUGCAGCCUGCAGCAGCUGCAGCGAGGCAGCCGGUCACUCAUGAGCACCCAAGGAGCAGAGCCAGAGAUGGAUGACUGCCUGGAGACCCUGAAAGAUGAGGAGGAGGCUUUGUGGGAGAAUGUGGAGUGCAACCGGCACAUGCUGAGCCGCUACAUCAACCCAGCCAAGCUGACCCCCUACUUACGGCAGUGCAAAGUCAUCGAUGAGCAGGAUGAGGAUGAGGUGCUCAACUCACUCAUGCUGCCCUCCAAAAUUAACAGAGCAGGCCGACUGCUGGACAUCCUCCACACCAAGGGCCAGAGGGGCUACGUGGUGUUCUUAGAGAGCCUGGAGUUUUACUACCCUGAACUCUACAAACUGGUGACAGGGAAAGAGCCUACACGGAGAUUUUCCACUAUUGUUGUGGAGGAGGGACAUGAAGGCCUUACCCAUUUCCUAAUGAAUGAGAUCAUCAAGCUCCAGCAGCAGCUGAAGACAAAAGAUGUGCAGCGCUGUGAGCUCCUGGCCAAGUCCCGCCAGCUGGAGGAUGAGAGAAAGCAGCUAAAGCUGAACAAGAUAGAGCUGCUGACCUUCCAGGAGAGAUACAACAAGAUGAAGGAGGAGAGGAAUAACUACAAUGAUGAGCUGGUCAAGGUGAAAGAUGAGAACUACAAUCUGGCCAUGAGAUAUGCCCAGCUGAGUGACGAGAAGAGUAUGGCUGUGAUAAGGAGCCGGGACCUGCAGCUGGAGAUUGACCAGCUGAAGCAUCGCUUGAACAAGGUGGAAGAGGAGUGCAAGCUGGAGAGGAACCAGUCUUUGAAGCUGAAAAAUGAUAUUGAAAACCGACCCAAAAAGGAACAGGUUCUGGAGCUGGAGCGGGAAAAUGAGAUGAUGAAGACAAAAAUCCAGGAGUUACAGUCCAUCAUUCAGGCUGACAAGAGGGGUUUGCCAGAUUCAGACAAAGCCAUUUUGGAUAUUCUGGAACACGACCGUAAGGAGGCACUGGAGGAUCGUCAUGAGCUGGUCAACAAGAUCUUUAAUCUCCAAGAGGAGAUUCGUCAUGUGGAGGACUUGAGAGACAAGUAUCUUGAGGAGAAAGAAGAUUUGGAGUUAAAGUGCUCAACACUAGGAAAAGACUGUGAGAUGUACAAGCACCGUAUGAACACUGUGAUGAUACAGCUGGAAGAGGUGGAAAAGGAGCGGGACCAGGCGUUCCGCUCGCGUGACGAGGCUCAGACCCAGUACUCCCACUGCCUGAUUGAGAAGGAUAAAUACAGGAAGCAGAUCCGGGAGCUGGAGGAGAGGAACGACGAGCUCCGAAUCGAGGUGGUGCGCAAGGAAGCGUGCAUCGUCAACCUGGAGUGCAAACUGCGGCGCCUCUCCAAGGACAGCAACUUCCUCGACCAGAGUUUGCCACGGAAUCUUCCCAUUACCAUUAUCUCCCAGGCCUUUGGGAAUUCUGGCCCAAAAGCCAAUGGUCAGGAAGCCGAUGACUCCUCCACUUCUGAGGACUCUCCAGAAGACAACAAAUUCUUCUUGCCUGAUCAAGUUCGUCUCAAGAGAAGAGUGAACCUAAAGGGCAUCCAGAUAAGUCCAAGAGCUAAAUCCCCUGUCAGCAUGAACAAAACAUCAGACUUUCAAGCAGUCAGAGCACAGGAUGAAGAUGGGGCCGAGGGCAGCACCAGCCGCACAGACACGAGCUCCUCUGUGUCCAUCAGUAACUCCAUCAGCAGCUGUGAAGUCACCAAGAUUCAAACCCUGCGAAGUCGCAAUGACAGCAUCAUGUCAACCACCCCGGAGCCUCCCGGGAACGAUUCCAUCAUGCGGCGCUGCAAAGAGGACACCCCUCACUGCAGCCUGGCUGAAGAGGACAAUGACAGCUUUGGAUGUGAUGCUUUGGAGCUGGAUGAUGACAGUCACGACAGGCAGUCACAUGGAGCUCCUUCAGUGCACUCUUCCUCUUCUUCUCAUCAGUCAGAAGGCCUGGACGCCUAUGAGCUUGAGCAUGUCAACUCCAUAUUUAGAAAGUUUUCACUGGAAAGACCCUUCCGUCCCUCUGUCACAUCCGUGGGCCGCAUCAGGAGCUCGUGUCACACGAUCCAGCGCGUGACACUCAACGGGGACAGCCUCAACUCCGAGAUCACCCUGCUCGGGGGCAAUGACAAAGGCAGCUUCGUCAGCUCUGUCAAGACAGGCUCCCCUGCAGAGAAAGCUGGCCUUCGGGAGGGACACCAGAUCCUCCUGUUGGAGGGCUGCAUUAAAGGGGAAAAUCAAAGUGUUCCUUUGGAUACUUGCACAAAGGAAGAAGUUCACUGGACAAUUCAGAGGUGCAGUGGUCCAGUAACGCUCCAGUACAAAUCAAAUCAUGAAGGGUACCGCAAGCUGCUGUCGGAGCUGGAGGAAGGGCUCAUCACCUCGGGGGACUCCUUUCACAUCCGCCUGAACCUGAACAUCUCCAGCCAGCUGGACUGCUGCUCCCUGUCCGUGAAAUGUGAUGAGAUCGUCCACAUUCUCGACACCAUGUACCAGGGCAGGUGUGAGUGGCUGUGUGCCAGGGUGGAUCCCUUCACUGACAGGGACCUGGAGAUGGGGACCAUUCCCAGCUACAGCAGAGCACAGCAACUCCUUUUGGUGAAGCUGCAGCGGUUGAUGCACAGAGGAAGCAAAGAUGAGACAGAAAACUCCUACAACACCCUUCGGGCACUGCGGAAUACAUUGCAGCCAGAGGAGCCUGCCCUGCAGAACGACACAAAAACCAGCCCUCGCCUAUCCAGAGCAAGCUUUCUUUUGGGCCAGAUUUUACAGUUUGUCAGUAGGUCUGAGAACAAAUACAAACGAAUGAACAGCAACGAGCGGGUCCGCAUUGUCACAGGCUGGCCCUCGGGCCUGGCACUGAGCUCAUCCGAAGGGAAGAAGCAGCUGCCUGAUAAACUGGAAGAUGUGGAUUCCGAGAGUGAAAUCGAUAAGAAGCUCAGUCUGAUCCCUUAUAGCUUGGUGAGACCCAUCCACUGCGAGCGCAGGCGCCCCGUGCUGUUCACCCCCACCAUGCUGGCCAAGCCCUUGGUGCAGAAGCUUCUCAACUCUGGAGGUGCCCUGGAAUUCAACAUAUGCAAGCCAGAUAUUGUAACAAAGGAAGAGUUCUUAAGGAAGCAAAGGACAGAGACAGUCAUCUUCAGCAGAGAGAAGAAUCUGAACACAUACGAGUGUAUUGUACCUGCCAACAUCGAGGCUGUUGCUCUCAAGAACAAGCAUUGUCUCCUGGAAGCUGGAAUAAGCUGCACGAAGGAUUUAAUCAAAGCCAAGAUAUAUCCUAUUGUUCUCUUUAUAAGAGUCUCAGAGAAAAACAUCAAGAGGUUCAGGAAACUGCUGCCGAAGCCGGAGACUGAGGAUGAGUUUUUACGGAUGUGCCGCCUGAAGGAGAAAGAACUGGAAGCACUGCCUUGCCUUUAUGCCUCUGUGGAGGCAGAGGUGUGGAGCAGCAUUGAGGAUCUUAUCCGGACAAUAAAGGACAGGAUCGGGGAAGAGCAGCGGAAAACCGUCUGGAUAGAUGAAGAUCAGCUAUAAAAAGCCCCAAGUAACAAGGAGCUCUUUGGUGAGGAAAGGACAUAUCCAGGUGGAGCAGGGCUUGACAGAAGUCUCUGGUUAGGUGCCCAGAGCUCACUCCUGUUUCACCCUUGCUGGCUGGACACUUCCUGCUGGCAGGAUGCAUGUCUGGAAUGGGACUGGAGCUGUGUUGAAGAGCCAGAGUCUCAGAUGCUGAGAUCCAGGCUGUGGGGCCACCACCACAAUUCCUGAUCCACUGGCAUUUCUUAAGGGACAGCACCUGUUUAACACAUGAGGACAAAGAUCUUGAGAGGGAGCUUGGGGUAAUUUAUUAUGUUCAAAAUGUGGGUCUCUUUUGUCUCAUUGAAAACUUCUGAUGAGACCAAAUAAGUGGAAUCUGAAAGGGAUAAGGCACAGGGACUGGGCUCCAGGAUGUGGAA
Molecule: messenger RNA, 4262 nt
Organism: Poecile atricapillus (Black-capped chickadee)
Lineage: Eukaryota; Metazoa; Chordata; Aves; Passeriformes; Paridae
Gene: CARD11
Product: caspase recruitment domain family member 11
Exons: 24
Coding region: 340-3843 (1167 amino acids)
Biological process (GO): positive regulation of canonical NF-kappaB signal transduction; regulation of apoptotic process
Molecular function (GO): protein binding
Source: RefSeq, a predicted model, not a curated record